Molecule: messenger RNA, 2979 nt
Organism: Akanthomyces muscarius
Lineage: Eukaryota; Fungi; Ascomycota; Sordariomycetes; Hypocreales; Cordycipitaceae
Exons: 1
Coding region: 1-2979 (992 amino acids)
Source: RefSeq, a predicted model, not a curated record
AUGAGCGACAAAAAGCCCGGGCCAGCAAAGCCCGGCCUCGUCGUGCGCCAAGACAACCGCAAGCCGCUCUUCAACACGCGACAAAUGGCGCAGGAAACGCGAAUACCCGCCCUUUCACGGUCGAAAUCGAGCCCCGGCGCGCAGGACCGACCGCUCGAAUCCCCCGCGACACCAGGAGGCUCCCGCAUACCGCGAUUCGGCAGCGGCGGCUUCGGCAGCCGACAGCCCCUGUCGCUGACCGAGGCGUUCAAGCUCGCGGGCGAGGAGGACCGGCCGCGCUCCGUCGACGGCUCCCCUAGCCCGGCACCGCGAUCGUGGCGCAGACCAGACCUGCGCCAGGCUGAGGGUACAAAGGCCGUGUCACCCAACAAGGAGCGCAUCGCCAUGCGGAACCGCGUCGACGACGGCAUCGGCAAGUCGAGAACCAGUCGAUGGGUGCUGGAGGAGGGCAUGCGCGACGACGCGCUGCCAUCGACGGAAAAUGCGGGCGAGUCGCCGGAGAAAAGCUACGCCUGGCAGGUAGACGAGGACUUUACCGCGGGUGACCUGCUGGUUUCCGACAGCCCGCGGAUACGCGUCAACAAGCCGCCGUUUGCAAAGUCGCCCGUCAGAGGCACGCCCAAUACUAAGCUCGACGAGAUACGGACACGCGAGCUGGGGCUGACGCCGAACGUGGGCGGAAUAAAAACUACAAAGCUGGAUGACAUUCGAUUACGAGAAAAACAGGCCGAUCUUCCGCUGCUGGAGCGUGGGUUCCCGCGCAUAGGAGGCGGACACACCAAGCUGGACGAGAUCAAGCAGCGAGAGAUGCAAGGGCUGUCGAAGCGGGCCAUUGCGCAGGCCAAGCUGGAGGAUAUUAAAGAACGCAACGCCAUGACGAGAUCCGUCUCGCCAGAGUCGCCACGAAGAAACCGUGGCGGCCACGUCCCGCGCUCCAAGUCGGCGUUUGAGCCAGCAGGACGACAGGUGCCCGACACGCCAGUUACUAUAUAUAAAUCAGAAGCGGAAAGGGCUGCCGACGUGCGACGAGCAGCCGCCAAAAAGGCAGAGGAGAAGAAGGAAGAAGAAACACACGCCAACCGUGCAAACGGAUUGUCGCCGCAGAAGCGCGACCAGUCCCGCGACUUGCUGCGUAAGCUGGCCCGAGCCACGAGCGCCAGCCCAGGCGAACGCACCAGCGGUAGCACAGUCAAUGAACCAGAAGCUCGCACCAGUCUAGCCGAACGCAUUGGCGGUAGCACAAUCAACAAAGCAGGGGCUCGGGCCAGUCUAACUGGACGCAUCGGCGGUAGCGCAAUCAAUAAACCAGAGCCCCGCGCCAGCUCUCUCAAGCCAUCCGCCCUCGUCGACCGCAGCCGCCGACGCACAUCCAACACGUCCGAGUCCAAGAGCGCCUCUUCGUCGGACCGGCCCACGGUGGGCUUUGCCGGGCUCGCGCGCGCUCGAUCCAGCGACUCGCACAAGAGCAAGGGCUCCAGCAUGCACUCGGAACAGGACCCGACGGAUAGGAUCGAGGCCGAGGAGAGGCUGUUUGCGCCGCUCGACAACUACUCGGAGCGCGGUUCUGUGCGCGCGCCCUCGCCGUGGGUGGAAGAGGACAACAACGCAACGCCAAAACCGCCGAGCAAGGAUUUCCUAUCGAUGCCUACGCCACGCGCGCCUGGAGCUUUUGUCGACACCCCGGUUACCCUCAAAAAGGAGGACUGCGCGCCCAGACGCAGAAUGAGCUUGGAAGAGUCGCCCGACGUCAAGCCGGCUACGGUGUUUCGGGAUAAGAAGACGGACCUCGCCUGGCGCAGCAAAGACGUCGACACGGCGUCCGACCCUGGUGCGGCCGAGGAAAAGCCAACCCGGCCGAAGCGCUCACGGAGCUUGCCUAGAAGACGGCCCCUGACAAACUCGGCCAAGCUGCCGUCGGUGCGCGACGACCUGCGGGAGCUGCAGCGCAUCCACGACAUUGACGACGGCACGCUGGACAACCUGGAGGACAUUCUGCUGGGCAAGAAGACGACGGAUGAGAAGCUGGACGAACUCCUCAAAGAGAUUCCGGCAGCGGCCGAUGCGGUCGCAGAACUGAAAGACGAAGAACGAGCGGGCACGGGCCUGGACGAGCGAGCUGCGUAUGAGGCGCUGAGCGCGUCCGUCGAGCGUGACCUCGGGGUGCACAAAGGCGGGAAUACAAAGGUGGAGGAGCCGCCGCGCAAAAACAAACACGAAACCGAGAAGAAGCAUACCACGGACAAGCAGGCAAAAAUGGAUGCGCUGAUGAAAACCGAGGCACUGAAAACAGAGGCGCUGAAAAGCGAGCCUGGCGUCGAAAACGAAAUGGGCAUCCACGAGACGCCCGCAAGCAAUGUCGGCAUAAAGAAUAAGACGCACACCAACGAAACAGGCAUCAAGCUCGAGACGCCCGCGACGGAGAAACACCGGCACGCGGACAAAGACGACUGCCCGCUCUGCGUCGCCAAGCCCGCGCACGUCGCGUACCUCCACCUACCUCUCCCACGGCUCUUCCACGCCCGGCCCAACAUCCGCCUCACGCUGCUCGGCGUGCUCCUGUGCGCGCUGUCGCUCUGGUACGCGGCCGAGACGACCAUGUGCCGGCUGCACUGCCGGCCGACGACGUGCGCGGGCGAGACGCCCUGCGUGUGGUCCUUUGACGACCCCGUGGCGUUUGGCACCGCGCUGCCCAUCAAGCUCGACCAGUGGGCGACGGGGGGCCGCGGGCGCGCGGCGUGGGACGAGGCGCGCGACUGGGCGGCCGACGUGCUCCUGCUGGAGCGCUGGAGGGACGUCGAGGCGCUGACGACGGAGCAGCGGCGGAGGGUGCGGAGGCGCGCGGUGAAGAGGAGGGGACUGACGGAGGAGCAGAGGCUGCUAGUGGAUGCGUGGAGGAGGCAGCGCGAGAGGGAGGAUGGCGUGCGGAGGGGUGUCGUAAGCGAGGAGAGCGUGGGCGGGGAUGAGCGGCUGUGGGAGUAG